CAGUUGGAUUGGAGGAGGAGGAGAUCAUAUGGGAUCGCCAAACGACGUCCCGCGGGGCAGAAGCAGGAAGUCAUCCUCAAGGGGACACCCCAGAUUCGUAGGAGUCCGACAGAGGCCAUCCGGGAGAUGGGUGGCUGAGAUCAAGGACUCCCUGCAGAAGGUCAGGCUUUGGCUGGGAACAUUCGACACUGCUGAGGACGCUGCUCGUGCGUACGAUGCUGCUGCUCGGAACUUACGCGGUACCAAUGCUCGCACCAACUUCGAGUUACCGCAGUCCGGAUCAAACACUUGCGGUGGCGCUUAUGCUAACCAUGUUUUCAACGAGAGUGCCGAGCCCUUCUCAUUCGAGCAAGGGAGCGGGGCGUUCACGCCAGAAACAGACGGGCUUGUUGGGGCCCUCAAGGCCAAGCUGCUCGAUGGCAAGGGACUGCGAAUGCUCGCAGCUCCCGCUGGUUGUUUGGGAGCCGAAGCCAGCAGCGGUAUGGUGGAAAACUCAUCACCUGACAACAUUGGUACAAAGAGAGGGCAAUCAUCAACGCCAACUGUAGCCGUUGCUCCUCAUGGGGUUGGGAUUCUGGACUCUAUGCAAGUUUCUAAUAAUUAUCCGCGUCCCAAUAAGCUGGCUGACUCUCUCCUAGACCAUAAUGACCAUGAUCACGAGGCUGUAGCACGACAUGUUGGGGUCCAGUGGGAUCAAUCUUGCCAAGCAGCGUUGCCAACAAGCAUCACCCAAUGGUCUUCUGAACCAGCAUACGAAGUGCCAUGGCCCGCACAGACGAACCAUGUCCAAGAUCAGAAUGGCUUGUUUACUGCUGCUGCUGCUUCUACAUCGGCAUGGCACCUUCCUGGUGCAACCGGGGCAACGUUUAACUUGGCAUAUGCAGAUCAGGGCGCUAUGGAGCUGCUGUCAACAAAUAAGAUUAAUGGGAAAGCGCAGUUGUUUCAGAUUGAUGGAGCGGCAACGUCGGAAGAUGUGUGGUCAGCCGAGCAGCAGGUUGUGCACGGUGAGAACAACAGUUGGGGUGGCGCAAAUGGCACUUGGUGAACAAAAUGACAGAAAAAUGGUUUUGGCUAACACACCAAACCAUGCAGUAUAUUGUAUAUUCAUUAUAUAGUUUGUACAAGUCAAUAAAAGAAUCAAAAGAUACACUCUUGAGAGAUGCA
Carya illinoinensis is the source of this 1164-nucleotide messenger RNA. Its product is annotated as ethylene-responsive transcription factor ERN2-like. NCBI's taxonomy places the organism in Eukaryota, Viridiplantae, Streptophyta, Magnoliopsida, Fagales, Juglandaceae. Gene Ontology annotation, molecular function: DNA binding; DNA-binding transcription factor activity. The coding region runs from base 29 to 1045 and encodes 338 amino acids. Gene Ontology annotation, biological process: regulation of DNA-templated transcription. The record is from RefSeq and is a predicted model, not a curated record. The transcript has a single exon.